Molecule: messenger RNA, 267 nt
Organism: Moesziomyces antarcticus
Lineage: Eukaryota; Fungi; Basidiomycota; Ustilaginomycetes; Ustilaginales; Ustilaginaceae
Exons: 1
Coding region: 1-267 (88 amino acids)
Source: RefSeq, a predicted model, not a curated record
AUGGAGCACUGCAUUGGCAUUCUCAUCGAGCCUCUUAUCGGCUUGGCGACGAUGUGCGCCGAAGUGGCGGGCAUCUGUGUCGAUGGCUGCCUGCAGACCUGUCGCGAGUCGUGCCGAUGCAUCGCCUGUCCCUGCUCGGCGUGUGCGCGCGACUACGAUGCGAGCGACGAAGAGGCCCAACCCAUCCUCACGCGCGCUCAGCCCGCGCCGAAGCAGCAGCCAACUUGGUCGUCCGUCCAAACGCUGCGCAACCAACACAACGGUUAG